GGCGCACAGACCGACCGGCUCACCGGACGGGAAUGCAUCACACCAUGGCCUCACAGUAAACCCAAGGAAAAGCCUAAAGUGUGUAUAUCUAACCGGCAAUCCGUCACCAUCGGCGCCUUGAUCAUGGACCUCAGGUCCAAAGGCUUUUUUAGGAGGCAUCGGAAAUGUCAAUAGUGCUCUGCAAGUGCUAUAUUAUUUAAUUUGGUGUCCUUCUACUUUUCCACGUUCUGGGGAUUUAAAGAGCCUAUGACAGCAACAGCAGUCACCCUAUCUACCAGUAAGGUAGCUAACUAGCUGAGUCAAUAAGGGCACCACUUUCCCUUUGGAGGAGAGGACAAGGUACCUAGCAAUACGACUACUAAGUAACGGACUAGUUUAGGAUAUAGUUGCCGAUUCCAGUCUUCCAUUCGAACGCACAGAUACUAUUCAUUGCGGGUAGGCAGGCAAGUCAGCGCUACCCUGAUGCAGAACCACAGAAGCACGUGAAAUGAACAAGCCACUACAGCCUCUAACGGGACCCACUUCUGCCCCACACCCUGCCCCCUCCCCUGGAUUGACACAGGCUGCUUAUGCCCCAGGACAGCCCCCAUCUCUUGUGUUUGCCACUCCACCACCUCAGCAAAUGAACCCUGCACCGCAGCCACGACAGUUUGCUCCAGGGCCCCGUGCUUUACACCAACAGCCUUACUACCAGAACCGGCCAGCUAUGCCCAGCAGUGCUCCACGGGUCCAAACCAGUAGUGGACCCAGGCCAGUGGGACCUACACACGUCUACCAGACUGGCUCCCAGAUGAUGAUGAUCCCCCAGCAGCAGCUGUCCUUUGCAGGCUCCCCACAGAGCUACUUCAUCCCUCCUGGACAGUACCGGACUCCUUAUAUGGCCCCUGCUCAGCAGUACCCUGUGACCAGUGGCACGGCAGGCUUCUACCCAGGAACUAGUCCAGCCGAGUACACUGCUUACGCUGGUGCAUAUUACCCAGCCCAGCCCCAGUACUCACCGUCAGUCCAGCCCACGCCCGUCAUGAUCACCACCCAGCAACAGCAACAAGCCCCACCUCCCCAGCAGCCGCCAGCCCAGCCACAAGGCCCACCAAAGAGGGAGCGCAAACCGAUCAGAAUACGAGACCCUAACCAGGGUGGACGUGAUAUCACAGAGGAGAUCAUGGCCGGAGGAAGGUCCACCUCUACACCCACUCCCCCACAGGCCUCCUUGCCUGACGGAGGAGGCCCAGCUCAGACCAAUGGUGAAGUAACACAGCCCAUCGCCAUGACGACGAGAACAGAUGAAACUGCUGCUACAGCCGGAACCCCACGUUCCCCUGUGUCGUCCUCUCCUGAGCCUGCAGUUGAGGCAGGGCCUGAAACAGACACACAGAGAGACCCUCUCUAUGAGCAGACCAUCCAAUCAGAAGUGGUGGCCUCAAUUGAGGCACCCAUCUCACCUGGCAAAGAUCAGUCACCUGCACCCUCCCCAUCCCCUCCAUCAGCACCAACCAGGUGCUCCCCAACUCCCCCCUCAGAGCCCACCGUGGCCCCUCCCGCCAUCCCUCAGGUGUGCGACACAGUGGAUGCCCCGGUGACCCUGACGAUGACAUCACGUGUCCAGGAGCACCCUUCCAAUCAGGACAGCCCUGAUGUCACGCUGGCUGUGUCCGAGAAGCCUGCAGUCCAAGAGGAGAAGAUAAAGGAGGAGAAAGAUGAAGCCGAGAUGACGGUGGGGGAGGAGCCUGCCGACGCCAGCCAAUCGGAGGUCGAAACUGCAGUGCAGCAAAUGCAGGCGCCGCUCGCUGCGGUCAACAGCGAAAACGUGACUCCCCCCUCGAAGGAGGAAACCGAAGCCUCUGCCUGUACAGACGCCAUCGUGGAGCCUCUAAUUGGUAUGCAGGGGACGGCAGCCCCGGCCAACCUGACCCGGGCCGCUUCUCUGCAGGGCAGUCCUGAGGCAGAGGCCAUGCCGACCUACAAGGCUGAGCUUCCACUGUCCAACGGCCUCCCUCAGGACCUGGAGGAACUGUCAGAAGAGGUACCCCAGUCGGAGUGUGGGGACACCAAAUCCCCUGCGGAAGUCGACGGGCCUCAACCUCAGGAACCCACCUCUUUAGCUGGUCCGACAACACUAGGUCACAAUGAGGAAGAGGAGGAGGAAGAGAAGACAGAAAACUUGCACUCUGCCAGUUGCCCCACAGGGGAAACUACUAUGCAUGCUGCUGUGUCUGUGCCAAAGAAGAAGAGGAACAUGAAGGAGCUGAACAAGAAAGAGGCCAUUGGAGAUCUCCUGGAUGCCUUCAAAGAGGAGCAAGAAGCUAAGCCUGCUCCAGAGCCUCAGGCUGAGCCUGCCCCCUCCACUCUGGCUGCCCUGCCGGCCGAGGUCUCUGAGGAGACGUGGGAGGAGAAGGAGGACAAGCAAAACUCUGAGCCUGAGACGUCUGAACCCAAAUCAGCUGUUGUAAAGUAUCAAUACAAAGGAGAACAAUGGAAGCCGAUUGACCCAGAGGACAAGAAACGGUAUGACCGGGAGUUCCUCUUGGGGUUUCAGUUCAGCAGCGCCAGCAUGCAUAAGCCUGAGGGCCUGCCCCUCAUCAGUGAUGUGGUCCUUGACAAGGCCAACAAGACCCCGCUGCGUCCUGCAGAUCCGGGUCGUCUGAUGAAUACUGGUCCUGACUUCACCCCCUCCUUUUUGGGGAACCUGGGCAGGCAGUCGACUGGCCCGCGGGGCCCGCCCCCUGGCCCACGUCGUUCCCAGCAGGGCCAGAGGAAGGAGCCGCGGAAAAUCAUCACCAGUAUGUCUCUGUGCGACGACGUGCAGCUCAACAAGGCAGAGAAGGCCUGGAAGCCCUCGGCUAAAAAGCUGGCAUCAGGCCGAGGCCUUACUGGGGCGGAGGAGUCUGAGGAUGAGGACCCAGAGCAGGUCAAGACCCAGGAGCUUUUCAAGCGCGUGCGAAGCGUCCUCAACAAACUGACACCCCAGAUGUUCCAGCAGCUGAUGAAGCAGGUGACCGACUUGACCAUUGACACGGAGGAGAGGCUGAAGGGCGUCAUCGACCUCAUCUUUGAGAAGGCCAUUUCAGAGCCCAACUUCUCAGUGGCCUACGCCAACAUGUGCCGCUGCCUAAUGGGGCUCAAAGUGCCCACCACUGACAAGCCAGGAGUCACUGUGAACUUCCGCAAGCUGCUGCUCAACCGCUGCCAGAAGGAAUUUGAGAAAGACCAGGAUGAUGACGAAAUCUUUGAGCGGAAGCAGAAAGAGAUGGAAGCUGCCAAAGAGGAAGAGCGAGCCAGCCUGAAGGCAGAGCUUGAGGAGGCCAAGGACAAGGCACGGCGGCGCUCUCUUGGCAACAUCAAGUUCAUCGGGGAGCUGUUCAAGCUGAAGAUGCUGACAGAGGCCAUCAUGCACGACUGCGUGGUGAAGCUGCUGAAGAACCAUGACGAGGAAUCCCUGGAGUGUCUCUGCAGGCUGCUGUCCACCAUCGGCAAAGACCUGGACUUCGAGAAGGCCAAGCCUCGUAUGGAUCAGUACUUCAACCAGAUGGACAAGAUCAUCAAGGAGAGGAAGACCUCGUCCAGGAUUCGCUUCAUGCUGCAGGAUGUUCUGGACCUCAGGAGGUGUAACUGGAUUCCUCGUAGAGGUGACCAGGGCCCUAAGACCAUCGAUCAGAUCCACAAGGAGGCUGAGCUGGAGGAGCACAGAGAGCAGAUCAAGGUGCAGCAGCAGCUGCUAAACAAGAAGGACGGUGGAGGAGGAGGCCGGAUGGUAGGAGGUGGCUCAGGAGGCCGGGGGGGCCCCCACACCCCCGGGGGAGGCCGGGGUAGCCAGCCUCAGGACGAAGGCUGGAACACGGUGCCCAUCUCAACCAAGAACAGACCCAUCGACACCAGCCGUCUUAGCAAAAUCACCAAGCCUGGUGCUCUGGACUUUAAUAACCAGUUGCUGGCCCCCGGGGGUAAAGGCAUGUGGGGUAGCUGGGGUAAGGGCAGCAGCGGCGGAACUGGAGCCAAGCAAGCCAGCGGAGGAGAACAGGAGCCUGGCCGUCCAGCCACCAGCACCGUUAACCGCUUCUCAGCUCUGCAGCAGUCUGCCCCACCUUCAUCAUCUUCCUCAGACGCUGACCGCAGGGUGCCCCUGAGGUCCAGUUCAAGUCGGGACCGUGUCAGCGACCGCUUCGAGCGACCUGACAGCCGCGAGGAACGCAGCGCCCGGCCACCUGUCACGAAGCGCAGCUUUAGCAGGGAGACAGAGGAGCGUGGCGGGCGAGGGGGCGAAGGCCGCUCAUCUGCAGAGCCUGUACGCCGCGUGGCUAGCAUGACGGAUGACAGGGACAGAGGCAGCCGCGACCGAGCGCCAAGCAAGGAACCUGCCGUAAAGCGUGAGAAUGCCCCCUCUCCUCCCUCCAAGCCAGCCAUGACCGAAGAGGAGUUGGACAAGAAAUCAAACGCCAUCAUCGAAGAGUACCUCCACAUAAAUGACAUGAAGGAGGCGCUGCAGUGUGUGGCAGAAAUGAACAGCGGCUCACUACUGUUUGUGUUUGUGCGGAACGGUGUGGAGUCUACCCUGGAGCGUAGCACCAUUGCCAGGCAACACAUGGGCCUGCUGCUGCACCAGCUCUACAUAUCUGGCUCUCUGACUGCUCAGCAAUAUUACCAGGGGCUACAAGAGAUCCUAGAGGUAGCCGAGGACAUGGCCAUAGACAUCCCCCACAUCUGGCUCUACCUGGCUGAACUCAUCACUCCGAUGCUCCAUGAGGGAGGCAUCCCCAUGGGACAGCUGUUCAGGGAGAUCUCCAAACCCUUGGUCCCUCUGGGUAAAGCAGGUGUUCUGCUAGUUGAGAUGCUCACUCUCCUCUGCAAAGAAAUGACCCACAAGAAGGUUGGUGGACAGUGGAGAGAAGGAGGGCUGAACUGGAGUGACUUCCUUGCCAAAGACGAGGACAUCAACAAGUUUGUCACUGAACAGAAAGUGGAAUUCACAUUGGGGGAGAAGUUGGAGUCUGAAGAGACUAAUGAGAAGAAGUUGUUGAGUGGGGAAGAGCUGAGCAAACAGCUGGACAGACUAAUCCAGGACAAAGCCAACAACCAGCGCAUAAGAGACUGGGUGGAGGCCAAUCUGGAUGAGCAGCACACCGUUUCCAACACAUUUGUGCGCGCCUUGAUGACAUCUGUGUGCCAGUCAGCCAUCAUAUGUGAAAACCCAUAUAAGGUGGAUGUGUCGCAGAUUACCCAGAGGGCUUCACUGCUGCAGAGGUACCUGAGCGACGAGCAGAAGGAGCUGCAGGCUCUGUACGCCCUGCAGGCCCUUAUGGUACACAUGGAGCAACCAGCUAACCUCCUACGGAUGUUCUUUGACACGCUGUACGACGAGGAUGUGAUCAAAGAGGAGGCGUUCUACAAGUGGGAGUCCAGCAAGGACCCUGCCGAGCAGACUGGCAAGGGUGUUGCCCUCAAGUCCGUCACUGCGUUCUUCACCUGGCUCCGCGAGGCAGAGGAGGAAUCUGACAAGGACUAAGGACUAAGCUGAGAGACUUCGCCGCUACAGCAAGGGAGGGACAUUGUAAGGGGUAGAGAGAAGAGGACUCUAAUGCCUGAGAGGCAGACUCACUUGGUCCUCAAUGAGGAAGAUAAUUUUGAGGGAAUAGAACCAUGAAAAAACAAUUUCUCUCCUCGUUCGCUUCUUCCCUCUCUAUUGCUUCCUCUCUUCCCGUUUGCUUAUCAUAGGCAAGUGUCCACCGAAUUAAAUAAACCUGAAAAUUAUUCAGCAGGAUGGCUUUAUAACUAUGCGUUAAAACGUCAUUGCAUAAAUGUCAACUUCUUGAAAACAAUACAAACCAACACGCUGCUCUUUUUAUGGUUCUAGAUUAAUUAUAUUAUGCAACAUACUAUAUGACACAAGCUGUGUCAUGUAGCAUGUUCCCAGGACAGGAUAUCAUGCCAGAUGCGCAUGAUGUCCGAUAAAACACAGAGCUCAUGUCUUGUCUGGGGUUUUUUUUUCAUAUUGGAGUGUGCAGCAUGGUUUAUGUGUGUUUCUAUUGAUGAUAUGAUGGGAGGGUGCUCAUGAAUAUGUUGCUGAUUUCAUCAACAAACAAAAAGGUGAAUUGCAUUUUUUUUGCAUUACGUAGGAGGUUUUAUUCUCUUUUGUCGUUUACUACAGAGGGGACCUGAAAGAACAGAACCCCUGAGGAUUGUGACCUUUGACUGAAGACCUUGACUACUAGGGGGUGGUCUAUUAUGCUUUCUUAAAGCCAUCCCUUCUUCCACCUCCUAGUAAUCAACCAUGACAUGGUGGAUUCUGCAUAUUUUACCUCUUGUACUCAAAUGGACUGUUGAGGCUCUUAAUCUCCCCACCCUUGGAGAGAAGGCCUAGUGAGGACUCUAAAUGACAGAUCACCAUUAAAACUUGAAAAACCUACAGAGAUCAUCUUGAUGGGGAGGAAAUAAUAAUAAAACACAGAAAUGACCCGAAAGCCUUUUCUACUCUUAAGUGGAAACACAUUUCAGGAGCAUUCUAUAAAUAUAUAUAUAGAAAAAAAAACAGAAAAAAAGUUUUGUCAGUUUUAUUUUGGAAAUAAAGAAAUUGCCGAAGUAAUGCCAUGUAUCUUUGUCCAGCAGAAGUGGCAGUUAUCCAGAUGCAGAAAGGUGCUUUAGAUUAUUAUGUUUUAUUGGAAUUUUGUAAAUACUUUUGCUUUCUUUAUUAUUUAAGAAAUGAUUGCUUCUUUUUGCAUCGGAAACUGGAAAAGAUAAGGAAACUGAGCAUUGCAAAUAAAAUACAAAUUGCUGAGCAAA
Messenger RNA from Hypomesus transpacificus, 6774 nucleotides. It is a transcript of the gene eif4g1a, whose product is annotated as eukaryotic translation initiation factor 4 gamma, 1a. The coding region runs from base 488 to 5500 and encodes 1670 amino acids. NCBI's taxonomy places the organism in Eukaryota, Metazoa, Chordata, Actinopteri, Osmeriformes, Osmeridae. Gene Ontology annotation, molecular function: protein binding; translation initiation factor activity; mRNA binding. Gene Ontology annotation, cellular component: eukaryotic translation initiation factor 4F complex. The transcript has 31 exons. The record is from RefSeq and is a predicted model, not a curated record.